AAGCUGUCUUAAAAAAACCGAAGAAAUGCUUUCAAUGUUUUUUUGGUUGAGUGAUUGCAGAAGCUAGAGAGAGAGAGAGAGAGAGUCAAGAAAGUCUUCUCCUUCACACCUUCCCUUUUUGCGAACCUCUUCUCCUUUUAAGAUGAUGCUGGAAGAAUCUCGCCUUUGACAACUCAUUCACUACCCUCUCUCUCUUCUAAAGGAAGAUCCGUUUUGCUUUUUCGCUUCCUCAUCAUCCUCUCUCUCUUUCAUUUCCUCCUCUGUUUUUGUUUUUCUCUCAGUUAAGAAAGCUUUCGUCUUCAAGCUUAAGAAAGGCAACUUCUUUUGGGGUCUUGUUGAGACUUGAGACGGUGGGAUUGUGCAGAAACGGAAACUUGACUAAUCUGGGUCUUUCCCAUUUUGGUUUCUAGGGUUUGAUUAGAGUCUUGUGAGGGAAUAAAAAUUAGGGUUUUAUUUAGUUUAAAGACAUGGAGGAGGAGAUAGAAGGAACCAACAGAGCAGCUGUAGAGAGUUGCCAUAGAGUUCUCAACCUCUUAUCCAGCAGACCACGUCAGCAAGAUCAUCUGUACGACAUGAGCUUAGUGUCUGAAACUAGAGAAGCUGUGUUUAGGUUCAAGAGAGUGGAGAAUCUGUUAGGCAGCAGCAGCAGCAGCAGCAGAAGUGUGGGUCAUGCCAGGUUUAGAAGAGCAAAGAAGCCUCAGACCCAUUUGUCUCAAACCACUUUCCUUGAUCCUUGUCUCCAAAGAACAGAACUAUCAUCAUCUCAGACACCACCGGUUAUGCUCCGGUCUGAUUUGAGCUUGGGACCCACUGAUUCUCUCACUUUAGGUUUAAGCUCAAAUGCAAAAGCCCCUCCUCUCCUUCAGCUUAACCAGCAGGCAGUGUCUCCUUCUGGUUAUCCCAAUUUGUUUCCAGAACAUCGACAGCAGCAGCAACAACAGUUACAUGAACGGUUACAGGCUCACCAUCAUCACCACCAGCAGCAGCAGCAGAGGCAUCAAGCUGAGAUGAUGAUGCUUAGGAAGUGCAACAGCGGGAUAAGUUUGAGCUUCGAUAACUCGAGCUGUACACCGACCAUGUCAUCCACUAGGUCCUUCAUCUCAUCGCUUAGCAUAGAUGGUAGCGUCAACAACUCCUCCUUCCAUUUGGUAGGGGCUCCGAGUUCAACUGAUCAGAGUUCACAGUACUCUAAGAGAAAAUGCCUCAUGAGAGGUGGUAAUGAACAUGGUAGCAGAUGCCACUGCUCUAAGAAGAGGAAGCAUCGGGUUAGGAGAUCGAUUAGAGUGCCUGCUAUAAGUAACAAGGUUGCAGAUAUCCCUCCUGAUGAUUAUUCGUGGCGAAAAUAUGGUCAGAAACCCAUCAAGGGCUCUCCUUAUCCCAGGGGAUACUAUAAAUGCAGUAGCAUAAGAGGUUGUCCAGCGAGGAAGCACGUUGAGAGAUGUUUGGAAGAUCCGGCAAUGCUUAUUGUUACUUAUGAAGCAGAGCAUAACCAUCCCAAAUUGCCAUCUCAGACCGUGACAACUUAACUUUCAUUUUAUCAUGCGACUUCUCUCCUUUGUUCGCUGUGAUGAUCGACCUUGAUUUUUUGCUCCAGUAUUGUGUGAUAUAUGAUGGGAGCAAUGCUUUUGUUGGGGUGGAUUUGCUUUGUGGUAAAGAGUUUAAUGCAGUUGUUGGGUUUGGGUUAAUGAGUAAAUGUAGUCAAGACUCUUUUGUUUCUCAAGUGUAUUGCUCUUUAAUGAUUUGAAGUUCUGUUCUCAA
Messenger RNA from Raphanus sativus (radish), 1758 nucleotides. RefSeq names its product probable WRKY transcription factor 21. Gene Ontology annotation, molecular function: sequence-specific DNA binding; DNA-binding transcription factor activity. The record is from RefSeq and is a predicted model, not a curated record. Gene Ontology annotation, biological process: regulation of DNA-templated transcription. The coding region runs from base 468 to 1526 and encodes 352 amino acids. The transcript has 3 exons. NCBI's taxonomy places the organism in Eukaryota, Viridiplantae, Streptophyta, Magnoliopsida, Brassicales, Brassicaceae.